UUCUACCCACCCUAGUCUUCCAUUUUCUUUCUGCAACCAAACCCAAAAUCUUGUUUCAUCCAUCUUCCAGAUCAAAUGACCAACAUCACCACCCCACACUUGCUCUCCUUCUUCUAACUUCACCCACACCACAACCAACAAUGGCGACUUCUUUCGCUCUCAUCCCCUCUUCCACCUUCAUUCGAGACCCCUCACCAUCAUCCUCAUCCUCCUCCUCGUCAUCCUUCUUCGGCGCCGGUACACUCUCCUUCACCCGCAACAAUAAGAGUUGUAUCUCCUUUUCAUCGCAAUUUAAAAAGAAGUUGUUGUACGGCAAACGCUGUAAUGUGUUUGCGGCUGCUGAUUAUUAUUCUACUCUUGGUGUUCCUAAAUCUGCCACCAUUAAAGAUAUUAAAGCCGCUUAUCGCAAAUUGGCUCGUCAGUAUCAUCCAGAUGUCAAUAAACAACCAGGAGCUACCGAAAAGUUUAAGGAGAUCAGUGCUGCCUAUGAGGUUCUGUCAGAUGACAAAAAAAGAGCGAUGUAUGAUCGGUACGGUGAAGAUGGAGUUAAAAGCACAGUAGGUGGACAAGCCGGUGCUUAUGCGACGAAUCCAUUUGAUCUCUUUGAGACAUUCUUUGGAACAAGUAUGGGUGGAUUUGCUGGCGGUGAUGCAACUGGAUUUGGAGGACGUCGUGCCGCUACUGUUAUUAAAGGCGAAGAUAUACGAUACGACGUAAGAUUGGAAUUUUCAGCUGCAAUAUUUGGUACCGAAAAGGAAUUUGAAUUAUCUCAUCUCGAAACAUGUGACGCAUGCUCCGGAACGGGAGCAAAAGUGGGGUCCAAAAUGCGAAUAUGUUCAACGUGCGGUGGCAGAGGUCAAGUUAUGAGAACAGAGCAAACACCUUUCGGUAUGUUCUCACAGGUUUCCGUAUGUCCAAACUGUAACGGGAACGGUGAGAUGGUAUCGGAAUACUGCCGAAAGUGCUCCGGUGAAGGGCGUGUUCGUGUGAAGAAAGAUAUUAAAGUCAAAAUUCCUCCAGGGGUCAGCAAAGGAAGCAUCCUCAGAGUUACCGGUGAAGGUGAUGCUGGUCCAAAAGGAGGUCCUCCCGGAGAUCUUUACGUCUACCUCGACGUUGAAGAAAUUCCCGAGAUCCAAAGAGAUGGAAUUAAUCUACUCUCGUCCAUAUCGGUUUCGUAUCUCGAUGCUAUAUUGGGGACUGUUGCCAAGGUGAAGACAGUUGAGGGGAUGUCUGAACUUCAAAUCCCUGCAGGUACUCAACCGGGUGAUAUUCUUGUUUUGGCAAGAAAAGGUGCCCCGAAAUUGAACAGACCGUCUAUCCGAGGGGAUCAUUUAUUCACCGUUAAAGUUACUAUACCGAAACGAGUCAGUGGACAAGAACGUGAACUUCUGGAAGAACUUGCCUCUCUCAAUAACCCUGCAUCCACCCGUCAACGCUCUCGCCCUAAUCCUCAGCAAACCACUAAAGUUGCAGAAACUAAAGUCGAACCAGUUGCGCAGGAAAGUAACAGUUCAGAAGAUCAAGAUGACCCUUUGAAGAAGCUAACAGACUUCGCCGGGUCGGUUGUAAAAGGAGCUGCAAAUUGGUUCAAGGAGAACUUCUAGACAGCGAUGAGCGUAUCUUAAUGCUCUCAUGUCUUAAUACAGCAGCCGGAGAUUUUGAAAUGGAUGAUGCUAAAAAGAUAUCCUCCUCGGAGUCUCUCAAAGAAAGUGAAAAAUCUCGUCAAAUAAUUCUUCAGUUAUUUAGAAAUCAUAUCUUCAAGUUUUGGUUGGAGCUUAGAUUACAGUCGUCGAUUCAUGUAUGUAUAACACUUGUAUUCCAUGUUAGAAUUUGAAGUUUUGCGCCUACGAUUGAUAGUUCAUUGGUCGAAACAAAUCUGGUGAAUGGCCAUUUGAUAUUGUUUGAGUUUGAAAUGAUGUUUAGGAACAAUAAUGAAUUUCAAAAAUCAAAGUAUUUACACAUUUCAUGAACACAA
Messenger RNA from Helianthus annuus (common sunflower), 1975 nucleotides. Its product is annotated as chaperone protein DnaJ. Gene Ontology annotation, cellular component: cytoplasm. The record is from RefSeq and is a predicted model, not a curated record. Gene Ontology annotation, molecular function: ATP binding; heat shock protein binding. The transcript is spliced from 11 exons. Bases 141 to 1604 code for a protein of 487 amino acids. Gene Ontology annotation, biological process: protein refolding; response to heat. NCBI's taxonomy places the organism in Eukaryota, Viridiplantae, Streptophyta, Magnoliopsida, Asterales, Asteraceae.